AUGGAUAUACGUAGUGUUAUGGUAGUUUUUAUAUAUUUGAUUAUAGCCGAGUGUAAUACCGUUUUUGAUUUAUCGAGGAAUCAUUGUCCUAACACUAAGGCACCUAUAAGUAUAGUAAGGAAAAGAAGACAUCUAACAUUUCCAGCUGGAAGUAAUGCUGUUAUCACGAUAUCACUUGCGAAAACUUUUCUGACGCACAUACCGUCUGGAUGGUAUAUGACCACAGACUUAAAUGUCAUGUAUCCCUUACCAGAUCCAAAGUUCACAAUCGCACAUUCUAGAAGAAAACUACACCAUCGACAGAAGAAGGACUUAUGGGAAAGUCUUCAAAAUGCCAUCGAUCUCAAUAAUUACAACGGACGGGCUUGUAUUUUAAGAAGCAUAUGUGAGGCUAAAACGGAACUUGCGGAACCAGGGAAAUCUCUAAUACAUGAUCUGUUAAGAGCUAUAUUCACGUCACCAUCGUUUGAAAAGGAAUUCCAAGAUGAAAUCGGUGAUACGUACCUAGAAGUGCUUGAUAACAAUAUCUGUGAUAUAUUUCACGACUGCCCCAUUUCGUUGAUACAAUUCGUUUUAGCGUUCAAUAAACCAAAGAACAAACCUCAAUGA
Messenger RNA from Achroia grisella, 609 nucleotides. RefSeq lists its product as uncharacterized. Lineage: Eukaryota; Metazoa; Arthropoda; Insecta; Lepidoptera; Pyralidae. The record is from RefSeq and is a predicted model, not a curated record. Bases 1 to 609 code for a protein of 202 amino acids. The transcript has 4 exons.